AUGCGUUCUUCAGAGGUUCCAUUUUUAUUCCAAAGAUCUCAUUAUUUUAUAUCACUAAAUGCUUCAAAUAAGUCAUCAUUCAGCGGACCAGGUGCAAAAGUUGCUGAACGAAUAAAACAACAAUUUGGUCUAAACAACGAUUCUGAAGUACGUAAAUUGAGAAAAUCCCUAAAAAAGUAUAGGAUGCAAGAAGAAAGACGUUUAUUAAAAUCUAGAAUAAAUGUACUUAAAUCCGAACAUUGUGUUGUUCAGGGGAAAGGUAAAACUAUCGGAAAAUUAUCUGAAUGUAAAAACAAGAACAAACAGUCGGGAAAACUGCCAAAUCCAUUUAUUCAACCUCUUGUGCAAAAACCAUCUAGUAAGCACACACCAAAUGCUGGACUAGGGAUUCGCUUGGAUAUUGCUUCAGAUGUAUAUUCUGGUGCGUCAAUAUUGAGAGAUGAAGAUCCAUCUAGGAGAAAAAUCGCUACCCUAGAGUUUAUAGGUAGUUACAUGCAUACAGACUCACUACCAUCUUUGCGCCUUCCAGAGAUAUGUUUAGUUGGAAGAAGUAAUGUGGGCAAAUCUACCUUCAUAAAUACUCUUAUGGGUUAUAUAAAAAAUAAGUCUAGAAGAUGUGACAUGGCUUAUGUAUCAAAAACUCCUGGUUAUACGAAAUCUAUAAACAUUUUUAAGGCAACGGAUGCGAAAGGUAUAGGCAUACUGUCACUAGUAGAUCUUCCCGGAUAUGGAUUUGUCAAAAUAAAAGACAAAGAUACUAUAAAGAAUAUGCAAGGUAUACUAAGGGCAUACAUUAAGAGGCGAAAUGAACUUAAGCUGAUACUAUUUCUGGUGGAUGGUAGUAUUGAACCACAAGAUAUGGACUAUGAAAUAUCAGAAGCACUGAAAAGCAUGAAUAGACAACAUUUGCUUAUUUGUACGAAGAUGGAUAAGUUAUCUAUAUCAAAAAUCCCCGGGCAAAUAUUAGCCUUUAAGCAAUUUUUUAACAAUCCCCUACCUAUUCCGUGUUCAAAAUCGAGCGGAGCAAACCUAGGUACUGUGUGGAGACUCAUAUUUGAUGCAUGCAAUGAUAAUUUUGAUCUUUCAAAGCUAGAAAUAACAGAUAAAUUUGGUGAUAUAACUCCGGAUUAUUCAACGUUUGUCAAAGCCCAGAGCACGAUAUCAAUGAAAGAUUUGAAAAAACUGGUUUUAAAGAACUAUGAUGUGCUUCCAGAAAGUGCAAAAACUGUGGACAUAAGUACCCUAGACAGACAAGAACUGCUCGAUCUCCUCAAACUCGCUGUGGAGAGGUCACAUGCUAUACUGAAAAGACCUCCAGACUUGAUUGAGCUAAAAAAGAAACUAACAAAAUAA
This is a messenger RNA of Theileria equi strain WA, 1353 nucleotides long. RefSeq lists its product as hypothetical. NCBI's taxonomy places the organism in Eukaryota, Apicomplexa, Aconoidasida, Piroplasmida, Theileriidae. The transcript has a single exon. Gene Ontology annotation, molecular function: GTP binding. The coding region runs from base 1 to 1353 and encodes 450 amino acids. The record is from RefSeq and is a predicted model, not a curated record.